AUACAUUACACUAUAAAUUGAAGUUUUUCCGGAGGAAAAAGAUCGAAAAUAAUUAAAUUAUCCCUCGAUAUAAACAUUCUCAGAAGAAAAAGCCAGCAAUGCCGGCGGCUCCGAGAACGGCGGAAACCUUCAAAGAAGCGGCGGCACUGUCGUCGCCGUCAGCGGAAGGUGCAUCCGCUGGCGUGCUGGCGUCAGGGGCGUCGGACGAUGGGCCCUCGGCAGGCGGGCUGCUGGGCUCGCUGUCUGGGGUUGGUGGGGACGAAGGCUCCUCGUCUGGGGACCCCGCGGCCUCGGGGGCCACGGUCUCAUCAGCAGCUGGCGAUGAAGCCGUAGGCCCCGAUGAAAAACAAUGGAACAAACCGUUUGGUUUGAAAGCCCUUGAAACCAGCUUCUCCAUCCCAAGAUUCUGGCAAUGGAUGCUCGGAUCUACGGAGGAGAUGGUUUCUUUCUGCUUCCAUCGUUCCCGUUCGCUUCUGGAUUUCAAACGUCUCUCUUUCUCCCGCAUUCAUUCCUUCCAUCCGUACACGCCUCUGCCUUCUCCGCCCCGCCUCCCGUUUAUCUCCCCCAAUCGCUUCACCUCUUCUUCUCCCCAUCUAUCCAUGGCUCGCUCGUGGAAUUCUCCCACUCCGAACGGCCAAAUCAACCGAAACUUCUCUCCCGCCGGUGCGCCGGAGGAUAGGAAAUCGAGGGUCGCCGUCGUUGGCAGCGGUAACUGGGGAAGUGUCGCCGCUAAGCUCAUCGCCCACAACGCUCUCAGGCUCAAUUCCUUCCACGAUGAAGUGAGGAUGUGGGUAUUAGAAGAAGUACUGCCAACAGGUGAAAAGCUCUCUGAGGUCAUAAACAGGACCAAUGAGAAUGUUAAGUACCUACCGGGGAUUAAGCUCGGCAAGAAUGUUAUUGCAGACCCUGACCUUGAUCAUGCAGUGAGGGAAGCGAACAUGCUAGUCUUUGUUACUCCGCAUCAAUUCGUGGAGGGAAUAUGCAGGAGAUUAGUUGGGAAAAUUAGGAAAGACGCUUCGGCAAUUUCUCUGAUUAAAGGGAUGGAGGUCAAGAAGGAGGAUGGUCCGCGCAUCAUUUCCACCCUCAUCACAGAACGACUCGGAGUGAAUUGCUGUGUCCUAAUGGGGGCAAACAUUGCUAAUGAGAUUGCCAUAGAGAUGUUCAGUGAAGCAACAAUAGGAUACAGGGGAAACAAAGAGAUUGCACAUAAAUGGGUUCAGUUAUUCAAUGCACCUUAUUUUAUGGUCUCAGUUGUCCAAGAUGUGGAAGGAGUUGAACUGUGUGGUACCCUGAAAAAUGUUGUGGCUUUAGCAGCAGGAUUUGUUGAUGGGCUGGAGUUGGGAAACAACACGAAGGCUGCAGUAAUGAGAAUUGGCUUGAAAGAGAUGAAUGCAUUUGCGAAAUUGCUCUUCCCAUCAGUUAAAGACAGUACAUUUUUCGAGAGCUGUGGGGUAGCAGAUGUGAUCACAACUUGCUUAGGAGGACGAAACAGGAAAUGCGCCGAAGCUUUUGCAAGGGAUGGGGGGAAGAGGUCCUUUGAUGAACUCGAAGCAGAGAUGUUGCAGGGCCAAAAACUUCAGGGCGUGUCAACGGCAAAAGAGGUGUACGAGGUUCUACGUUAUCGGGGAUGGUUGGAGUCGUUCCCUCUAUUUUCCACAGUUCAUGAGAUCUGCACCGGGCGUCUUCCUCCUUCAGCUAUAGUUGAACACGUAGGGCGACCCCCCAAGAUUUUCCCAGGUGGGAGAUUGUGAUGAUUUGUUUAUGAAGUCCAAGAAAAAAAUGGCAUUUUUCAUUGAUAUCUAUACCUUUUCUUUUUAACAAUUGAAAUAAUGAUCGCCCUUGUAAGUUGUAUAGGAUAUUCGCAUGAGGUUGAUAAAACAUGGAACCAUAUUUGAACUAUAUUUGAAUUCUAAUUCAUUCAAUAAUUUUACAUUGUUGAU
This is a messenger RNA of Cuscuta campestris, 1940 nucleotides long. NCBI's taxonomy places the organism in Eukaryota, Viridiplantae, Streptophyta, Magnoliopsida, Solanales, Convolvulaceae. The record is from the annotation of a GenBank genome assembly.